CGCCGCCAUAUUGGGAGAGUGGGAGCAGGCCGCCGCCGAUGCUGAAGAGUAGUUUGCGGCUUUUCACAGUGACUUUGGCCGAUAACCCGCGGCCGCUGGGGUGUGUAGGCGAGGAGUGACUUGAUAAUGAACUGUGAAAACAAAUAAACAAGAUGUAAACAAAAAUUGGAAAGCCACGUUUAUUUUUUAUCUUGUUUACGUGAAAGUGUGGAUACAGAAAAUUGUGAGUUUUUGAAGUGUUUUGUGGUGUUUUUUGUUUACUGUUUGCCAUCUGCGUACACCUGUUUGGCACCUGUUGUUUGCCCUUACCUGCGUGUUACCUCCAGCCCAGCUCUGUGGGAAGUGUGUGAGGUCCAGCCACCACCACCACCACCACCUGCACCACCACCACCACCACCAUUGCCACCACAAUCACCACCACCAUGUCGGAGAGUGAAGCUACAACUGGUGUAGGCGACUCAUCCAUUGACUCGGAUAAGGUGAAGGCUAUCAAUGGCAUGAAGGAGUUGGAGGAGGUGCGGCGCCUACAGAAUGGGGAGACAGAGAAGCCACAGAUAAAUGGAGACGUGGAGAAGAGAGAAGAAGGGGAAGAUGGGAUAGACGGAGAGAAGGUGCAGGAGGAGCGGAACGGCAGCGUGGAGGAUGCGGAGGAGACGUCGCGUGAUGUGGAGGGCACGGACGGAGAGGCGGGUGAAGGAAGGGCAGAGAAGGUGGAGGGGAAUGAAGGAGGAGGUGGAGAGGAGGGUGGAGGAAGGAAUGGGGAGAAACAGGACGCCCAAAACCUGUCAUCCAGCGGCAGGGAGGAACGGAGGGCAGAGGACAAGCUGUCCCCACCCACGUCUGCUUCCACCAGCGAGGAGAAGGAUGCGGAUAAGGAGAAGAAGGAUGCAACAGUGAAGGACAAGAAGGAGAAGAAGGAUACGGUGAAUGGGGAUGCCACCACCACCACCACCACCUCCACCACCAGCACCACCACCACCACCACCACGCCGGGGAAGAAGAAGAAGCACCACCACGACGACGUGCAGGAGGUGAUCUCAACGCGGCAGCUGCGCAUCCGUCGCACCCCAAAGAAAUACACGGAGGACGACGACGACGUGAAGAUUACCAACGAGGUGAUCCGAGACGACUCCAGCGACAUAGAGAUGAUCGAGGAGAGUGAUCCCUUGGCCAUCAGCGACGCGGAGGUCAAGAAGAUACAGAAGGAGAAGAAGGAGAUCACCAUCAAAACAAAGGACCCAAACGUGAUCAUCAUCGACACCAACACACUCCUCAAGAACCAAGGGAACCUGGCAGCCGCCGUGGCCCAGUCCACCUCCUCCACCCCCGUGCAGACCCUCACCAACCGCUCCACCAGCACCACCACCACCACCACCAACAUCAACAUCCAGAAUGCCAUCCAGGCCAUCACAGGGGGUGUGCCAGCGCAGGGCCUCCAGUCAGCGUACAUCACCGCCCUGCAGCAGGUGCUGCUGUCCCAGGGUGGCCAGGUCCCCAUGAACUCCCAGCACCUGUCACAACUACAGCAGUACUACAACAGCCUGGGGCACCUGCAGGACGACGCCUACGUCAUUGAGGCGCCCUCCUUCAUCGUGCCCUACGUCAUGGAGGGCAAGCCUAAGGAGCCCAUCAAGGAGUUCCUGAAGAGGAUAAACAAGGAGUUGGAGGAGUUUGAGCGCAAGGAGAAGGAGGAAGAGGAGAAGAGACAGGCCGAGGAGAGGAAAAAGAAGGAAGAGGAAGACCGGCAGAAGAGGAAAGAGGAGAGAGACGUAGAGAGGAAGAGGAGGAUAGAAGCAGGGGAGUCAGUGGAAGACUUGGACAAGGAGGAGGAGGAGGAGGCUGCAGCACUGGCCAAGGAGGAGGAGGAGGAGAAGAAGGAGAAGGAGAAGGAAGCAAAGGCCAAGGAGGCAGAGGAUGGCAAGGCAAAGACAAAGGAAGAGGAGGAGGAAGACAACAAGGAGAACAACAAAACCAACACCAACAAAGAAGAUGGGAAGAAGGAAGGGGACAAGGACGGGAAAGUACAAAGCAAGGAGGAGAAGAAGGAGGGCGAGGCGAGGAGAGGGAAGGAGGAGAAGACCACGGAGACCACGGACGAGGACAAGGAGAACAAGGACAAGAGUGACACAGAGAGUGUGGUGGACCUGGAGAAGGAGAAGGAUGAGGAGGACAUGAGCUUCCUGGGAAAGUGGGAGCCAUACUACCGCAGUGCCCUGGGCAAGUUCAUGAUGGAGCUGGGGCUGAACCAGGCUCAGGAGUUCCUGCAGGCCGACCUCCUCCGCAUGCAGAAGCGCAAGCUGGAGAAGAUGAAGACGCAGCCAUCGCGGGAAGGCAUUAUGGCCGCCAAGCUCCUGGAGAAGCAGCUGGAGGUGACGCGGAAGAAGAACGCUCACCUGCAGGUGCCUCUCAAGAUCUGCAAGUUCUGCACGUUCAAGACGGAGAGCAUGAUGGUGAUGGAGCGCCACCUGGAGUCGCCUCACAUGGUCAACUACACCUACAAAUGCAACUUCUGUGAUUUCGAGACUCGGGGACCACAGGUGAUCCUAUUCCACAUGGAGGCGGAGCACAACACGAGGGGGCGGCUGGAGAGAGCACCGGCCUUCUUCCAGUGCUCGCUGUGCCCCUAUGAGGACAACAACAAGUCCAAAAUGACCCGGCACUCCUUCUCCUGCAGCAAGAAGUACAAGCCGGAGAAGAACUGUGAGCUGCUGGACUGGGAACCGCCGGCCAAGAUCCCUAAGGUAUUACAUAUCCACCGGGGGCGCCCCAACACGCUGGGCAAGGCCUUCGAGCCCGUCAAGAUGCCCAACCUGCUGCCGAAGAACCUGGCGGGCAUGAACAUCAGCAUCCAGUCAGCGGGGGGCACCAACCUCCUGCCCUCCAGCACCGUGUCCAUAGCAGCUGGCCGGGGGCGCGGUCGUCCCGUCGGCUCCUACAAGAACCCCGGCCCUCUGCCCAGCCAGGCCCGGGGCAUCAACACUGUCAGUACGGGUUCCCUGCUCUACACCAACCGUGGCACCACCACCACCACUACAGUCCAAGGCUCAGGCUCCCAGUUCACCCUCGGCAACCAGAUGUUCCAUUCGACCGCGAGGGUUCAGCGGAUCCUCCCGUCCUCCUCCUCCUCCUCCCCUGUCAGCCUUAUACCUGGUCUAGGGGCCUCCUCCUCCAUCACUAUACAGAGCGUACAAAGCAAAGGGGGAAACACCAAAUCCCCGCAGCAACCCAGCAUCUCCAUUACCCCGCUGCCCCGCGCCGGCCAGCAGAUCUCCCAGGGCUCCGGCACCAAGGGCUCCUCUCAGGGCCGAGGGGACUCCGGAGGAAACCCGUCCUUUGUUAUAUGUGAGAUCUGUGACGGGUAUAUUAAGGACCUUGAACAGCUGCGCAACCACAUGAACCUGAUCCACAAGGUCAAGAUCCACCCAAAGAUGAUCUACAACCGACCUCCGCUCAACUGCCAGAAAUGCCAACACCGCUUCUUUACUGACCAGGGUCUGGAGCGUCACCUGCUGGGCACGCACGGCCUGGUCACCUCGUCCAUGCAGGAGGCGGCCAACAAGGGCAAGGACGCCGGCCGUUGCCCCAUCUGUGGCAAGGUGUUCCAGUGGAAGCUGCUGAACCAUGUGAGUAGGGACCACAAGAUGACCCUGAAGCCGGCCCACCUGUCUUACAAGUGCACCGUCUGUACCGCCACCUUCAACAUGUACCGCCUCUUUGAGAACCACGUGUACUCGGCCCACUCCGUCGUCAACAAGAACAAGGAGGGGAGCAAGAAGCAGAGCAGUGGGGGUUCCUCAGAGUCGCCGCUCAAGAUCAACGAUGAGAUCACCAUCAUUCCACAGCCUGUCGUCGGCAAAUCCAAGAGUUCGUCCUCCAACACCAACAGCACCUCCACCACCACCACCUCGUCCUCCUCCUCCUCAUCCUCCAACUCCUCCUCAGACAAACUUUCCUCCUCUAAAAAGUGUGACACCUCUACGCCCACCAUGAGCAAAGAGAUUACCAUCACCAAGGUCGGGUCUCGGCCGACGCGGCGCAGCGGCGGUGGUGGUGUUGAGGUGAUCAGCCUGGAUGAGUCCCCCAAGAAGUCCAGCGGGUCUGACAGCACCAGCACCACCACCAGCAGCAAGAAGCGAGCACACAAGGACGGCGUGGGGAACAACACCAAGAAGGCGAGGACGAGCAGCUAAUGUGUGGCAGUGCGGCCCGGGUGGGAGGGGGACGAGUGGCUCAAAGUGUUGUUGUUGUUGUUGUUGUGGCGGCGGCGGCGGCUGUGUGCGCUGCCGUGUGACACAGACACACCGGUGCCAGGCCAUGGUGACCCCGGGCAGGGAGUGUGCGUGACGCUGUGACCCCGUGUGUGCGCAUCUUGGUGGUUUAUUUAAUCCUCAACACUACGCCUGGAGGGGCGGCCGUGGCGGCCGGGCUGGUGAGGCACCGCUGCCCUCCACACACACCUGUGAUUGGCCACACCUGCAAUGGAAAGACCGACACCCUGGACCAUUUGGCACGAACUGGAAGGAUUGCCAAAGAAAACCUUUGAAGCGACCCACACUGCAGAAAACACAAUGGAGGACAAUGGCACCACCACCCAUGGCCAGGGAGUGUGUGUGUCUUUCUCGGCCAGCUGGGAUCCCGGCCACCACUCCCUCAGACACCCUGGGCACCACCCGGCAGCCCAGAGGCAGACGCAGUCACUGUCUUUUGGCGUGUCUUGAGGCAUCUCUCGGCUCCCAGCCAGUGACUGGUGCUCCUGACAGGCUGGUGCAGAGAGAGGGAGAGGAAUGGAAGGCAGAGACAGACGUGUCAGUGUCAGUAACUCACUCACUCAUACUUUCCAUUAUAAAUCAUUGCAAGUCAAUUUUCAAGUUCUGUUUCAUUUCUUUUUGUUUGUCAUCUCAUUUUCCUCGUUACGUUCUUCAGUUCCUUUUUCUGUUCAUGUUUUGUUUCUUGACAGAGAAGGUGCCGAGUCACUUGGGGAAGAAAGAUUAUAUUUUUUGGUCUACAUGUAGUGUUUUUAGUAACCACACACUCACACACAAACACACACACACACACACACACACACACACACACACACACACACACACACACACACACACACACCCAUCCAAUCACUUCUCUAUGUAUAUCAUUAUUUAAUUUUAGCAUUACAAUUUUCCAUUAGUUGAAACAAAUCGUGAGCCAAAGUUCCCUUCACUUAUUUAUUUUCUUAGACAUUGCAAGGAUCAUGACAAGCGUGAAUCACCAGUUGUAUGAAUUUACAGGGAAAACAAAACAAAAAAAACAACAAAAAAGAAAACAAUAGUACAUAAAAAAAUGUAGUGUUUGCAUCUGACAGAAAGAGGAAAGUGAAUGUGAUGCAGAUAGAAUGAACUUGUGAGAGAGGAGAGAGAGAGAGAGAGAGAACAUUCAGGUACAUCAUUAACAGCUGUUGUCUAUUCAGGUGGUGAUGCAAUAUGGUACACAGUGGGUGGUGUUGAGGUGUGUGGGAGCAGGUUGGUGGAGGUGGUGAGGGGGGCCAGUCCAGACCUGUCAUAAGUUAGCUGUGCAGGGGAGACCUGCUUGUGUCCGGUGAGGAAGGGCGGGAAGGGUGGAGGUCUUCAGUGUUUGUAGAGGAGACAAUAUCUACAUGCAAUAGUUACAAAAUGUUAGUUUGAAAAGGUGACAAAACAUCCAUGGGAGUGUUAAUAUGGCAAUAGGUGAUUGAUGACACAUCCCUGAAGUUAAUAAAUGUUAGUAGUAUGAAAAGAGGAGACAAAAAUCUCUAUAACAGUAGUGCAGUGAAUGUCUUGAAGUGAUAGUAAAAGUUGUCAAUGAAUGCUUGAAUGGAAGAAAGCAAACCUGCCAGCCAAGACACAGGCAGGAGUCACAUUACUGUUUGCUGUUCAAAUCUGACAUGAACUCAUCCAAGAAAAAUUAAAUGUACUUCAUUAAAUUUAUCAAUAAAUUUUUUAAAAGUUCCAUAAAGAGUCAACAUUGUCAUGAAGUAACAGAAGCAAAUUAUUAUUGCCUGAAAGAAAGGAUUCAACAAGUCACCACCCAGCUCAUCCCUCAGUCAGUCCCCGGGGAGGAGCAGCAGUGGGGCGCCUCUCCCUCACCUCACCAGUGUGUCGGGUCUGCAGCGCCACAAGCCAGGACAACCGGCCGCCCCGCCCUGCCCCGCCAAGCACAGACUUACUCAGGUGCCGGCUGCUGCCAUGCUGGCUGACUGCAGGUGGAGGAGAGGGUGUUGGUGCGGUGAACACCUGCCUUGUGAGGGAAGGAAGGAAGGAAGGAACCUCAGUGUGGACAUAACCUCAGUCUGUGUGUGUUGUGUGUAGAAACGCAAAAAACAAAAUAAACAAAGGAGGAGAUUGAUUGAACAAAGGACUGUGGUGAAAAGUCAAAUAAUAAAAAGUUUAAAAAGUAAAAAAAAAAUAUUGCCACAGAUUCAACACUAGAGAGAAAAAACAAACCAGAAAAUCAUCUUUAUUUUUUGAUUCCCGCAUUGGGGCGUAAUGUUAAGGUUUGUACAGUGAUAUAAAUAUAUAUAUACAAUACAGCAACCUCAAGGGGGCCACUCAUACCCCUCCCCCCCUCCCUGCCUGCCCGCCCUGCCCACUCCCAACCAGGCAGGGCGAGGGAGCGGCAGCCCGCCAGCCUGCUGCACCCUGCCCGGCGCCACCACCACCACCACCCUCCCGGCAGGCCACCACCACCAGGGGUCCCUCGGUCCAUUCAUACGAAACAGGCGGAGCACCAAGUGGUUAUUUAUGUGUUUGAAGGACACGCAGGUUUUAAGAAGAGACGUGACGCGAUGUGACCAGUAACUUACUUUUGUCCAAGUUUUGCCCCGCCGUGGUGGCGGCGGCGGGUGUAGGGGUCUGUGCACCCACCCUUGGGACGCUGUGUGGGGCCCUGACACACACACACACACACACACACACACACACACACACACACACACACACACACACACACACACACACACACACACACACACACACACAGCACCUGCACAUGGUAAUUAGUGCUAUAAAUGCUCAUAUGCCAGCCAACACACACACACACACACACACACACAGGGCGGGGCGGGGCAGGGCAGGGGGCGCCCCGUCCGGUCAGCUACGGCCGCGACUCGACGCCCAAGACACCGUAGGUUUAAUACUUGAGUUACUGUACACAAAACUUCAAUGUAAAAUGCUGGUAGAUAGUAUUUUAUUUAAUUUUUCUUUAUGGAAGUGUUAAAUGUUGUAGCUAUGUACACUUUUUUUAGGUGUAACACACCAAUAAAAUAUUAUUUAGAACUGA
Messenger RNA from Scylla paramamosain (green mud crab), 7293 nucleotides. RefSeq names its product MOG interacting and ectopic P-granules protein 1-like (gene MEP-1). NCBI's taxonomy places the organism in Eukaryota, Metazoa, Arthropoda, Malacostraca, Decapoda, Portunidae. Gene Ontology annotation, cellular component: nucleus. Gene Ontology annotation, biological process: positive regulation of transcription by RNA polymerase II. The record is from RefSeq and is a predicted model, not a curated record. The coding region runs from base 423 to 4190 and encodes 1255 amino acids. The transcript has 19 exons.